Molecule: messenger RNA, 2155 nt
Organism: Nomascus leucogenys (northern white-cheeked gibbon)
Lineage: Eukaryota; Metazoa; Chordata; Mammalia; Primates; Hylobatidae
Product: ATP-binding cassette sub-family A member 10-like
Biological process (GO): lipid transport; transmembrane transport
Cellular component (GO): intracellular membrane-bounded organelle; membrane
Molecular function (GO): lipid carrier activity; ATP binding; ABC-type transporter activity
Source: RefSeq, a predicted model, not a curated record
CUUCAGAGUAUUAUUUUCCUUUUUGUCAUAAGGUGUCUAGAAAUGAAGUAUGGAAAUGAAAUAAUGAAUAAAGACCCAGUUUUCAGAAUCUCUCCACGGAGUAGAGAAACUCAUCCCAAUCCAGAAGAGCCCAAAGAAGAAGAUGAAGAUGUUCAAGCUGAAAGAGUCCAAGCAGCAAAUGCACUCACUGCUUCAAACUUGGAGGAGGAACCAGUCAUAACUGCAAGCUGUUUACACAAAGAAUAUUAUGAGACAAAGAGAAGUUGCUUUUCAACAAGAAAGAAGAAAAUAGCCAUCAGAAAUGUUUCCUUUUGUGUUAAAAAAGGUGAAGUUUUGGGAUUACUAGGACACAAUGGAGCUGGUAAAAGUACUUCCAUUAAAAUGAUAACUGGGUGCACAAAGCCAACUGCAGGAGUGGUGAUGUUACAAGGCAGCAGAGCAUCAGUAAGGCAACAGCAUGACAACAGCCUCAAGUUCUUGGGGUACUACCCUUAGGAGAACUCAUUGUGGCCCAAGCUUACAAUGAAAGAGCACUUGGAGUUGUAUGCAGCUGUGAAACGACUGGGCAAAGAAGGUGCUGCUCUCAGCAUUUCACAAUUGGUGGAAGCUCUCAAGCUCCAGGAACAACUUAAGGCUCCCGUGAAAACUCUAUCAGAGGGAAUAGAGAAAGGUAUGCGCCAGGCUCAGGGUUUCCCUGUGUGCCCGUGGCUGGGUGCCCAUGGGCUGUUCCUCCCAUUGCAGCUGUGCUUUGUGCUGAGCAUCCUGGGGAACCCAUCAGUGGUGCUUCUAGAUGAGCCGUUCACCAGGAUGGACCCCGAGGGGCAGCAGCAAAUGUGGCACAUACUUCAGGCUACCAUUAAAAACAAGGAGAGGGGCACCCUCUUGACCACCCAUUAUAUGUCAGAUGCUGAGACUGUGUGUGACCGUAUGGCCAUGAUGGUGUCAGGAACGCUAAGGUGUAUUGGUUCCAUUCAACAUCUGAAAAACAAGUUUGGUAAAUAUUAUUUACUAGAAAUAAAAAUAAAAAUUACCCAGGUGGAAGCUCUCCACACAGAGAUUUUGAAGCUUUUCCCACAGGCUGCUCGGCAGGAAAGAUAUUCCUCUUUAAUGGCGUAUAAGUUACCUGUGGAGGAUGUCCACCCUCUAUCUCGGGCCUUUUUCAAGUUAGAGGCAGUGAAACAGACCUUCAACCUGGAGGAAUACAGCCUCUCUCAGGCUACCCUGGAGCAGGUAUUCUUAGAACUCUGUAAAGAGCAGGAGCUGGGAAAUGUUGAUGAUAAAAUUGAUACAACAGUUCAAUGGAAACUUCUCCCACAGGAAGACCCUUAAAAUGAAGAACCUCCUAACGUUCAAUUUUAGGUCCUACUACAUUGUUAGUUUCCAUAAUUCUACAAGAAUGUUUCCUUUUACUUCAGUUAACAAAAGAAAACAUUUAAUAGUUUAAACAUUCAAUAAUGAUUAAAGUUUUCAUUUUUAAAAAUUUUAGGAUGAAGGAAACAAGGAAAUACAGGGAAAAGUAGUAGACAAAAAUUAACAAAAUCAGACAUGUUAUUCAUCCCCAACAUGGGUCUAUUUUGUGCUUAAAAAUAAUUUAAAAAUCAUAUAAUAUUAGGUUGGUUUUUGGUUAUUAUCAGUAAAGCUAACACUGAGAACAUUUUACAAAUAAAAAUAUGAGUUUUUUAGCCUGAACUUCAAAUGUAUCAGCUAUUUUUAAACAUUAUUUACUCCGAUUCUAAUUUAAUGUGACAUUGACUAUAAGAAGAUCUGAUAAACUGAUGAAAUGGCACAGCAUAACAUUUAAUUAUAAUGACAUUCUGAUUAUAAAAUAAAUACAUGUGAAUUUUAGUACAUAUUAAAAUUAUAUGGAAGAAGAUAACCAUAAUCUGUAAGAAAGUACUGCAGUUAAUAUUUUCUUUAGCCAACUUAUAUUCAAUGUAUUUUUAUGGGUCCUUUUUCAAAGGUAGUAUCAGUAGGCGUAGUCAUUUUCUGUAUCUUUUCACCUCACAGUUCACGAACAUUUCCCAUGUCAUCAUAACACUUUUGUGUUAUAUAAUUGCUGCAUUAAUGUUAUAGCUAUAUUGAUAUAAUACCAGAGUUGUUAUGUUUGGGUUAUAUGCAAGUUUAUUUCUUAGAAAUAAAACUAUGAUGGACUUAU